This is a messenger RNA of Notodromas monacha, 627 nucleotides long. The record is from the annotation of a GenBank genome assembly. Lineage: Eukaryota; Metazoa; Arthropoda; Ostracoda; Podocopida; Cyprididae.
GACCGAGUUAUUCAGCUGAGCUUGGCGUUCGAACAUCUCGUGGUAGUCACCACCAAUCAGUGCCUAGUAUACACAACGAAAAAUUGGAAUACUCCCGUCAUUUUCAAUCUCCGGGAAUCGAACGUGAGGCUCAUUCUGCAAGCUGAGAAAGUGUUCUUGCUUGCUGAUGGAGCCAAUUUGUACGUCCAUGCAUAUGACGGAAAGCUGGUGACGAAUCCGAAAUGGCCGGGACUGCGUCCGGAUUUAUUGAAUGCGAAAACACUUUCCUUGUCUAAUGAUACCAUUGCCGUCCGAGAAAAGAACGACGAGAAACAUAUCCUGUUUUUUGACGCGGCAUCUGGAAAGGCUCUGAAUGAUCAGAAACCAUUUGCCCACACCACCGAAGUCAUGGAAGUCGCUCUAAACCAAGGUGGCUCGGUGGCCGAUCGUCGGUGUGCAUUUGUGGACCGCAACAGAGACCUUUUUCUGUGCUUCACCCGUAAAGAACCUCCGAAUAACUUCAGAGUUGCUAAACUGGGCAAUAUGAUACAGUCGAUCUGCUGGAAAGAUUCGGUGAAUAUGCUUGCGGUGUUGCAUAAUGGGAAACUGACGAUUUGGUAUUACCCGAAUGCGGUGUAUGUUGAUAAG